AUGUCGAACUUGGCAGGACGUGCCAAAGCUUGGGCCUUAGGGCUCAAACGUCAUGACCCAUACGUUUUCUUAACGUAUGGCGUUUUCAAGGCGCAGCUCAAACACACGUUUGAACUAACUCGCGCCGGAUUCAAGGCUCGGGCUGAGCUCCUGGAUUUGAAACAGGGUAAGCGUGAUAUAGACACUUACGCCCAACACGUACGAUACCUCGUUAGCUGUAUCGUACUGAACCCAAUCGAUGAACACACGCAGGUUACUGUGUUCAUCAAGGGUCUGACAGAUGGUCCUGUUAAGACCCACCUGUUCCGCUUGGAACUAGAAUCUCUAGAUCAAGUGAUCUCUGCAGCGGAACAGGAGGACUUUAGCCUGCAACAGGCUCACGUUCACUCGGGGUCCUAUCGUCCACCGAGACGACAGGAGGGCGGAGGGUACAAGCGAUUGCAAAAGUGCAAUCGCUGUCAGAAGUUGGUCCACUACGCUUAUGAGUGUAGUGCGCCACGCCCAGUGUCUCGUAACACUGGGAGUGAAGAUCGUCCGUCUGCCAAGAAGGGCCAGAAACGUGGUGGACCAUCAAAAAACGGUCGGGGUCAGUAG
Molecule: messenger RNA, 594 nt
Organism: Peronospora farinosa
Lineage: Eukaryota; Oomycota; Peronosporomycetes; Peronosporales; Peronosporaceae
Source: the annotation of a GenBank genome assembly